AUGUUCGUUCAUCCUGCGAAAAAAUACGCGCGCGAAGCCAAAAAAAUCACAGGGAGUGGACGUCCGAGCGAUGGCGAGUUUCUUUUCGUCGCUCACAUGCCAGAGUCGGCCUUGCACGUGCUGUACCACGGGGGCGCCGACGACGCCAUCCGGGCCUGGCUGGUCAGGCACGGAGUCCGCGUGCACGACCACAGGCCAGAGUGGCGCGGAGAGGCCGAGCGCCUACGGGCCGAGGGCCUCCGGGGCACGUCGUUCGAGAGGCACCGCUUCUUGAACGCCGGGGACUACUUCGGCACUUGGCAGCUAUUGACGUGCCUUCGCUCGUGCCGGAGGACUAUUGCUUGUUGCUGGAUUCCGACACAUUCUUCGUCAAGCCCGUGA
Prorocentrum cordatum is the source of this 381-nucleotide messenger RNA. The record is from the annotation of a GenBank genome assembly. NCBI's taxonomy places the organism in Eukaryota, Dinophyceae, Prorocentrales, Prorocentraceae.